Quercus robur (English oak) is the source of this 1717-nucleotide messenger RNA. RefSeq lists its product as uncharacterized. NCBI's taxonomy places the organism in Eukaryota, Viridiplantae, Streptophyta, Magnoliopsida, Fagales, Fagaceae. The coding region runs from base 123 to 1352 and encodes 409 amino acids. Gene Ontology annotation, biological process: SCF-dependent proteasomal ubiquitin-dependent protein catabolic process. The record is from RefSeq and is a predicted model, not a curated record. The transcript is spliced from 2 exons. Gene Ontology annotation, molecular function: protein binding. Gene Ontology annotation, cellular component: SCF ubiquitin ligase complex.
UUCUUUUCUUUUCUUUUCCACCGAGGCGAGGAUGUUUGGGUAACCUUGAAAGAAAGAGUCUCUCUGGGCCUAACAAGAAGGGGAAGGGUUAGGGUUUGAGAGAAGAGAAAAAAGUAGUGAUAAUGGAAUCGAGGUCGAGCAUAUGCAUAAACGAAAGGGUUGGUGAGGAUGAGCUUCGAGCUAUUCUGGGUAAGGUGGAGAGCGAUCAGGAUAAGGAGGCUUUCGGAUUGGUUUGUAAGAAAUGGCUUUACUUACAGAGCACUGAGAGGAAGAGACUCGCUGCACGUGCUGGCCCUCACAUGCUUCGCAAGAUGGCUGCCAGGUUCUCUAAGCUUCUCCAACUCGACCUUGCUCAGUCUGUUUCCAGGUCCUUUUAUCCUGGUGUUACUGAUUCCGAUCUCUCUGUUAUUGCCCAUGGCUUUACCUGUCUCACACUCCUCUCUCUUCACAAUUGCAAAGGAAUUACGGACGUUGGCAUGAUAGAAAUUGGGCGUGGUCUUUCUUCACUACAAUGCUUGGAUGUAUCCUAUUGCAGGAAGCUAACUGACAAGGGAUUGUCAGCUGUUGCUGUGGGCUGUUGUGACCUACGAAGCCUACAUAUUGCUGGCUGUAGAUUUGUUACAGACAAAGUAUUACAAUCUCUAUCCCAAAAUUGUCACAAUCUAGAAGAGUUGGGACUGCAAGGAUGCAACAGUAUAACUGAUUCUGGACUCACAGAUCUUGUAAAUGGGUGUCGACGUAUCAAGUUUUUGGACAUCAAUAAAUGCAGCAAUGUUGGAGACAGUGGGGUGUCAAGUGUUUCUGAGGCCUGUUCAUCUUCUCUUAAGACUCUCAAGUUGUUGGAUUGCUACAGAAUUGGGGACAAGUCCAUAUUAUCCUUGGCCCAAUUCUGUAAAAAUCUUGAGACUCUUAUUGUAGGUGGCUGCCGGGACAUCUCUGAUGAGUCUAUAAAAUCACUUGCUGCUGCUUGUAAAAAUAGUCUGAAGAACUUGCGGAUGGAUUGGUGUUUGAAUAUCACCAACUCUUCAUUAAGCUGUGUCCUCACUCAGUGCAGAAACCUAGAGGCUGUAGACAUUGGGUGCUGUGAGGAGGUGACAGAUGCUGCUUUCCAGGGUUUAGGCACCAGGGAAAUUGAGUUGAAUUUGAAGGUUUUGAAGGUUAGUAACUGUCCAAAGAUCACGGUGAUGGGGAUAGGUGUGCUUUUGGACAAUUGCAACUCUCUGGAAUACCUGGAUGUGAGGUCAUGCCCACAUAUUACCAAGGCGGGUUGUGACGAGGCUGGAUUGCAGUUUCCUCCAUGCUGUAAAGUGAACUUUGCAGGGAGUUUAUCUGAGCCUGAUGUGUUGCUUUAAGACCCUUGAAUUAAACAGUUAUGCAUUCUGGCAAAUUUUCUUCCCUUUCAAGCUCUCACACAGAAAAUUCUACCUCUGAAAGCCUGACAGGUUACUGGUUUACUGCAACUGGCGAGGGCUAAUCAUGGUGUCAGUCUUGUUCACUGCUGUUUAAUGUCUGGGUUUUGGACGAAUUGUUGGGCUUGUACAUUUAUGAUUUAUCACUCAGAAUAUACAUGAAUAUGUUGCAUGUACAUUGUCUUUCGGUUCCUUUCUUCUGCUAUAUUUUAUUUGUUUAUUUUUUGGGUUGUGAAAUAUUGUUGUAAUUUGUCCCCUGCUCUGGAUUUGGAUCUUUGCCCAAUAACAUAAUUCUGCACCUAUAGCAA